This is a messenger RNA of Oryzias latipes (Japanese medaka), 1551 nucleotides long. RefSeq names its product syntaxin 12 (gene stx12). Lineage: Eukaryota; Metazoa; Chordata; Actinopteri; Beloniformes; Adrianichthyidae. Gene Ontology annotation, cellular component: synaptic vesicle membrane; endomembrane system; SNARE complex. Gene Ontology annotation, molecular function: SNAP receptor activity; SNARE binding. The record is from RefSeq and is a predicted model, not a curated record. Gene Ontology annotation, biological process: vesicle-mediated transport; intracellular protein transport; vesicle fusion.
UGACCUGAUUGGUUGUCAGAGGAAGUAGGGCUCGGUGAUCUCAGCUGAAUCCGGAACCAAGCCCUGAUCGAAGGGCGAGAAUUUGUUUCUUCAGCUGAAUCAUAUGCAAGUAUAAAAUAAACUUUUAGCUCAACAUCAAAGCCAAGCCUUCCGCCUCAAACAUGUCCUACGGUAAAGCGGAGUUCCGCCCUGUCCCGAGGGACUUUGGCUCCCUUAUUCAGACAUGCAGCUCCAACAUCCAGAAGAUCACACAGAACACCGCACAGAUUAAGACCAUGGUGAACCAGCAAGGGACAAGGCAAGACUCCAGUGAACUUCACGAUCGUCUGCAGCAGAUCCAGCACUACACUAACCAGCUUGCGAAGGAAACCAACAAACACCUUAAAGAACUAGGCUCUGUCCCUGCGCCUCUAUCCCCCUCUGAACAGAGGCAGCAGAAGAUUCAGAGAGACCGGCUCAUGAGUGAUUUCUCUGCGGCGCUCAACAACUUCCAGGCGGUUCAGCGACACGCAGCCGAGAAAGAGCGGGAGUCCAUAGCCAGAGCCAGAGCGGGAUCCCGCCUCUCAAAUGAAGAUGGUUUUCGGGAUGAAAAGCUGGUUUCUUUUGAUAACCAGGAGGACGUGGGUCAGAUGACGAUCCAAACUGAAGAUGUUGCCAUCACAGAGGAGGACCUGGAGCUGAUCAGAGAAAGAGAAACCAACAUCCGACAGCUGGAGUCCGACAUCAUGGAUGUAAACCAGAUCUUUAAGGACUUGGCGGUAAUGAUUCACGACCAAGGAGAGAUGGUUGACAGCAUAGAAGCGAAUGUGGAGAGCGCUGAGGUUCACGUAGAGCGAGGAAGGGACCAGCUACAGAGAGCGGUACACUAUCAGCAAAAGUCUCGAAAGAAGAUGUGCAUCUUUGCCAUGGUCUGCUCCCUUAUCCUCCUCGUCCUUGCCCUCCUUAUCUGGUGGGCGUGCAAGUGAGCUGAAGUCCCACAUUCGGUGGUUGAACACUCCAUUUUAGCCCCGCCCCCUUUCCACCUUAUAGCAUUCAAUUGGAACGGCAAGAAAGCUGGAAAGCCGUCAGCACAGCAGGGGGUUUGUGCCACAGUCAACGUGAACAUUUCAUCUGAAAGGAUCCAGUCCGUUUAUUUGUAAAGUAGUUAAAGAAUCUAUUUUGUCUGAUUGAAGAAGGAACAGACAACAGAAUACUGUCUAAUUUAUGAAAGUCCUUAAAUGUACUUACACCUCCCUUGUCUUAUUUACCACACUAAUGCUAUUUACUAAUGUAUUUUUAAUGAUAACUGAAAUAAUGCAUCUUGUUUAGGUGAUUUAUUUCUUCUCUGUUUUGUUUCCUCUGCUGCUUUAAGAAAGCUCCAGGUCUGGCUAUGCUUUGUUUCUUUCAUUAUAACAGCGUCUAAUAGCGGUCGGUUGUACAUGUUGUAAAUGAUAAACAUCCAUGUCUGUUUUCAGCACUGAACUAGAAAGGCUGUUGUUUUCAUAUGCGGUGUAUAAAAUGGAUUUCUGUGACUCCCUACAGUAUGCACAAUAAACAUCAUAAGCGCUCAUA